Aspergillus tubingensis is the source of this 789-nucleotide messenger RNA. It is a transcript of the gene pre5, whose product is annotated as proteasome core particle subunit alpha 6. NCBI's taxonomy places the organism in Eukaryota, Fungi, Ascomycota, Eurotiomycetes, Eurotiales, Aspergillaceae. The transcript is spliced from 3 exons. Gene Ontology annotation, biological process: ubiquitin-dependent protein catabolic process. Gene Ontology annotation, cellular component: proteasome core complex; nucleus; proteasome core complex, alpha-subunit complex. The coding region runs from base 1 to 789 and encodes 262 amino acids. The record is from RefSeq and is a predicted model, not a curated record.
AUGUUCAGAAACAACUACGACAACGAUGCGGUCACCUUCUCCCCGCAAGGCCGGAUCUUCCAAGUCGAAUAUGCACAAGAAGCCGUGAAGCAAGGUUCCGUCGUGGUGGGACUCGUCAACAAGACACAUGCCGUGCUGGUCGGCCUCAAGCGUAAUGCCGAAGAGCUCUCCUCGUACCAGAAGAAGAUCAUCGAAGUCGACUCCCACAUGGGCAUCGCCAUCGCCGGUCUAGCAUCGGACGCUCGGGUGCUCUCCAACUUCAUGAAGCAGCAGUCUCUCAGCUCCCGCAUGACCUACGGCCGCCCGCUCCCCGUCGACCGCAUUGUCAGUCAGAUCGGCGACCGCGCCCAAACGAACACUCAACAUUACGGCAAGCGCCCCUACGGUGUCGGUUUGCUUGUCGCCGGUGUCGAUGACUCCGGCCCGCAUCUCUUCGAAUUCCAACCUUCCGGUAUGACCCACGAGAUGGUGGCAUGCGCCAUCGGAGCCCGCUCCCAGAUGGCUCGGACCUACCUGGAGCGGAACCUGGACAAGCUGGAGUCCACGUCGCGCGAUGAGCUCAUCACGCACGGCCUGCGGGCACUUAAGGAAUCCCUGUCUCAGGACAAGGAGCUGACGGUGGACAACACAUCUGUGGGUGUGGUGGGACUUGCGGGCGACGGUGCCUCGGGGAAGAUCGAGAGCUUCAAGCUGUACGAGGGGCAGCAGCUGGUGCCCCUGCUGGAGGCACUGGAGCAGGCGGAUGCGGGCGAGACGAAAGAAGAGGAGACAAUGGAGGUUGAUUCAUAG